CCAUUGAGAUACCAGAUUUAACCUCUGAUUAUGCAGUCUACCUCAAUUACUCCACUUCAUACUUGCUCCUUCUACCCAAUUCCUAGCCAUUUUCCUUCCCUUAAUCUCAACAAGAACAAGAAAACACUUCCCAAGUGUUGUUUCAGUAUCACUUCCACACAUAGUUGCAGCAAAGAACAAGAAAAACACAAAAAGCACAAAAACUACAACAAUAUUGACACAAACCCAGAUCGACAGAACAACAUAAAUUGGGAACAAUUUUACUCUUCAAUUCAAGAAGAGACAACCCAUUACAAAGAAGCAGACUCAUUUGAACUUACUACUCAUUUAGGCAUUAAAACAAACAUGUGGUGGACAGACUUGAAAGCUGCAUUAGGACAAAGGAUUAAUGUAGAGGGUAUUGUUUCUUCAUUAGGGGUUUUCUCUAAAGACAAACAUUUAGCGAUUCCUCAUGUUAGUGUGCAAGAUAUAAGGUAUAUUGAUUGGGUUGAGUUAAAAAAAAGAGGGUUUGAAGGUGUGGUAUUUGAUAAAGAUAAUACAAUUACUGUUCCUUAUUCUUUGAGCUUGUGGAAUCCUCUCGCUUCUUCUAUCGAUCAGUGCAAAUCUUUAUUUGGUAAUAAUAUUGCAGUAUAUAGCAACUCAGCAGGAUUAGAUGAAUAUGACCCUGAUGGUAGAAAAGCGAGAAUUCUUGAACGUGCAAUUGGAAUUAAAGUCAUUAAGCACAGGACAAAGAAGCCGGCUGGAACAGCUGAAGAAAUUGAGAAGCAAUUUGGUUGUGAAUCGUCAAGACUUAUUAUGGUGGGUGAUAGGCCGUUUACAGACAUUGUUUAUGGUAACAGAAAUGGUUUUCUUACUAUUUUGACACAACCAUUAAGUUGUGCAGAGGAGCCAUUAAUUGUACAGCAGGUCAGGGUACUCGAGGUGGCCCUUGUGAACCGAUGGUCUAGCCAGGGGAUGAAGCCAACCAGUCACACACUUCUUCCUGAUUGCCAGCAGUGUGUAAAAGACGAUCCACUUUAGGUUUUUUCUUUAGAUGAAGUGAGAAAAAUUCAUCUCCUUCCCACCCCAAGGAAAAAGAAAACAACCCGACCAUGAACAACAAUUUUUGUUACGGCCACAAAUAAUUAUACAGGAUUAUUUCCAUGGGUUUGCUUCUUGUGUCUGAAAUCUGAUAAGAAUGCUAUAUCAAUCAUUUUGAUGUUUGUUUGACUGAAUCAGAGAAGAACUUUCCCUCUUGAAUUGAGUAUGUUUGCGCUUGAAUCUGAAAAGCUAAUCGGAGAUGAUUACACAAACAUUGUAUGUCAA
Messenger RNA from Lycium ferocissimum, 1305 nucleotides. RefSeq names its product phosphatidylglycerophosphate phosphatase 1, chloroplastic/mitochondrial. The record is from RefSeq and is a predicted model, not a curated record. The transcript is spliced from 5 exons. Gene Ontology annotation, molecular function: phosphatidylglycerophosphatase activity. The coding region runs from base 31 to 1020 and encodes 329 amino acids. Lineage: Eukaryota; Viridiplantae; Streptophyta; Magnoliopsida; Solanales; Solanaceae.